Acipenser ruthenus (sterlet) is the source of this 578-nucleotide messenger RNA. RefSeq names its product galectin-2-like. Lineage: Eukaryota; Metazoa; Chordata; Actinopteri; Acipenseriformes; Acipenseridae. Gene Ontology annotation, molecular function: carbohydrate binding. The record is from RefSeq and is a predicted model, not a curated record. Bases 107 to 514 code for a protein of 135 amino acids. The transcript is spliced from 4 exons.
GGCUGGGAGCCCUCGGUUACUUCACUAGCUCUCUCACUCAGUGACUUCACUACUUCUCUCUCAGAGCACUGAGACACAUCGACUGUCCUGAAGACCGAAGACAGACAUGGGGGAAGUGUUUGAAGUGAAGAAUGUUGAUCUCAAAGUGGGAGACAAGAUGAAGAUCAAGGGGAAGAUCGCAGACGAUGCCAGCCGGUUCUGUCUCGACAUGGGCAAGGACAGUCAGGAGCUGGGGCUGCACUUUAACCCCCGUUUCCAUGAUGACGUGGACGGUGCGGUCAUUGUCUGCAACUCCAAGCGUGGGGGGUGCUGGGGAUCCGAGCAAAGAGACCCCAACUUCCCAUUUCAGAAAGGAGAGAUGGUCAAGUUCACAGUGAAGGUCCUGUCAGAUUGCUUUGAGAUCGAGUUGCCCAGUGGACACAUUGUCGCGUUUCCCAACCACCUGAGUCUGGACAAGAUCAGCUACAUCCGAGUGAAGGGAGAUUUCAAAGUCCUCUCCUUCAAGUUCGACUGAGUAGCUCCCUCUGUUUAUAUCUGUAGUUUUAUCACACUGCGGAUAAAGAUUUACACAAAACCUG